Molecule: messenger RNA, 1498 nt
Organism: Salarias fasciatus (jewelled blenny)
Lineage: Eukaryota; Metazoa; Chordata; Actinopteri; Blenniiformes; Blenniidae
Product: PI-PLC X domain-containing protein 1-like
Exons: 7
Coding region: 23-1030 (335 amino acids)
Biological process (GO): lipid metabolic process
Molecular function (GO): phosphoric diester hydrolase activity
Source: RefSeq, a predicted model, not a curated record
UGUUUGUAAACAAACCGAAGGGAUGUCGGGCUGGAACCCGGACCGGGAUUCGGACCUGGACCCGGGAUGGAAUGUGGACUGGAUGUCUCGUCUGCCGCCGCGGCUGCACGACGUCCCGCUGUGGGAGCUCGCUAUCCCGGGGAGCCAUGACAGCAUGUCCUUCUGCCUGGACGCGUCCUCCCCGCUGCUGCCGUCCCAGCCCUGCAUCCUCACCCUCUGCGACCGUGUCCUGCCCCGCUGCACGCGGACAUGCGUCUUCCGCUGGGCCACCACGCAGCAGCAGUCGGUGCUCAGUCAGCAGUGUGAUCUGGGCGUUCGGUUCUUGGACCUGCGCGUGGCCAAGAAGCCCAAAGCGGGAGGAGACCUGUACUUCGCUCACGGUCUGUACACAAAGCUUCGAGUCAAGGAGACUCUGCAGGAACUCUCCUGUUGGCUCGACCUUCAUCCCUCCGAAGUCUUCAUCAUUGCAUUCUCUCACUUCGAAUCUCUGACUGAUGAAGACCACACACACUUGAUGAAUUUAAUCACCUCUCUGUUCACACACAAACUGGUCUACUCCAAGGAAAUUCCCACCCUGCGCUCCUGUUGGGUCAGAGGUCAGCAGCUUGUCGUGUCCUACGACAGAGAGCAGGAGCAGCAUCCUGAGCUGUGGCCAGGAAUUCCGUACUGGUACGCCGACAGCCCCGAUCCUCUGGAGGUGGUCUCCUACUUGGAGGAGCGGCAGCGCGAAGGACGACCAGCUGGUUUCUACGUGUGCGGUCUGAACCUAACCGAGGACGCCGCGUGCGUGCUGCUGCACCCGCUGGACGACCUGAGGAAGAUGACGGUGAAGGCGGCGGCGCCGCUGCUGCGCUGGGCGGCGGCACAGCGCGCCGGCCCCGGGGCCGCCGCCGUCAACAUCAUCUGCUGCGACUUCGUGGGCCUCAUCGCCGACUUCUGUUCGCGCGUCAUCGCCCUCAACUACAAACCACUGCUGGCCGUUACCAUGGCAACGCUGCUGCACACACAAGGCGCUCUAACGAUAUCCUGAACGUCCUCAUUUAAACGGACUUUUCAUUUAAAGUGUUUAUGUUUUAAGAUGUUAUCGUCGUUCAUCUUCUGGGGCCAAGAUUUCAAGUUAAAACCAAAAAAAAAGUCUGUAAAAAACAUGAACAACACCAAUCAUAAUAACAAAUAAUAAGGCAGCUUAAUUUGAAAUAAAUGACUUUAAAUGAUGAAACGUGAGCCAAGAGGUUUUCUUCCACACAAUAUUUAUUUACUGGGCGUGACACAGAUUUUGGGGCCCCUGAAGGCAGCUGGCGUCAGGUGAAGUAGGAAAAAAAAAACUUUCUAAUAAAUAUUCCUUUAGUGUUUGCUCAUAAAAAAAAAAAAUCAUGUGAACAUGUCAUCCUUCAUCACACACUCAAUCAGAUGUGCAGCAGAUGACGUGAAGUUAUAAAAUACUUUUCACAAGGUUUAUGUUUUUGAACAUGACAUUAAACAGUUUAACAAAAGAAUA